Daphnia magna is the source of this 1011-nucleotide messenger RNA. RefSeq lists its product as uncharacterized. Gene Ontology annotation, molecular function: nucleic acid binding. The record is from RefSeq and is a predicted model, not a curated record. NCBI's taxonomy places the organism in Eukaryota, Metazoa, Arthropoda, Branchiopoda, Diplostraca, Daphniidae. Bases 1 to 1011 code for a protein of 336 amino acids. The transcript has a single exon. Gene Ontology annotation, biological process: DNA integration.
AUGGGUGAUUUGCCAUCUGCUCGUCUCGACUCCUACACUGCGCCAUUCACACACAUAGCUCUGGAUUUUUUCGGUCCGCUCGAAACGUCAGCUUACAGGAACCGAGUAAUCAAACGGUAUGGCCUGUUAAUCACCUGUCUCGUCACUCGCAAUGUUUAUUUAGAAAUGGUGUUGUCAAUGUCAACACCGGAUUUUCUCUACGGUCUACGACGUUUCAUCGGAGAAUUCACGAAGCCAACCGAAAUCUUCUGUGAUAACGGGACAAACUUCGUGGGAGCUGAGAAGGAGCUGGCCACAGCGUUUUGUGAGUUGCAAAAGGACGAAAAGUUGAAGGAGUUUGCGCGAGAGCGCUCAAUCAUUUGGAAAUUAAAGCAACCUAGUACUCCACAUUUCGGCGGAUCACACGAAUCGAUGGUAAAAUCAACAAAGAGGGCGCUUUACCGGGCACUGGAUACGGAAAAAGCUGGACUGCGCUACCCGACGGACGAGAUGCUUAGAACGCUACUGAAGGAAGUGGCGGGCAUGUUGAACGGGAGACCUCUAACGCUGGCCAGCAAUGACCCAGAAGACUUCAGACCGAUUACACCCAAGGAUUUCUUGAACCUGCCACCAACGUCGGACCUUCCGGCCGGAGACAUUCGCCGCGCUCUGCCCCGCGACCAUAUUCGUUACGUAAAGAAGAUGACCAAUUUAUUCUGGGACCUAUGGACCAAGAUCUUCCUCCCCACGCUGGUUCCAAGAAGGAAGUGGGUCGCGGAUGAAAGAAAUUUUGAUGUUGGAGAUUCAAUCAUGCUAUCGGACAACAAUUUGCUGCCAAAUCAGUGGAAGACGGGCAAAAUCAUCGAAGUGUAUCCUGGUUCCGACAGUUUUGCUCGAGUCGUCAAAGUGAAAAUGGACUGCGGAGAAUAUCUGAGACCAAUCCAUCGGCUAGUGCUACUGGAACCUUACUCGACCGUCCUUCCGUCGGCCUCGGGGGAGAAUGUUCCAGAGAAAAGGAAUGUUUCAUUUUAA